This is a messenger RNA of Psilocybe cubensis, 1455 nucleotides long. RefSeq lists its product as uncharacterized. Gene Ontology annotation, cellular component: extracellular region; cell surface. The record is from RefSeq and is a predicted model, not a curated record. Gene Ontology annotation, biological process: glucan catabolic process. The transcript is spliced from 7 exons. NCBI's taxonomy places the organism in Eukaryota, Fungi, Basidiomycota, Agaricomycetes, Agaricales, Agrocybaceae. The coding region runs from base 1 to 1455 and encodes 484 amino acids. Gene Ontology annotation, molecular function: beta-glucosidase activity.
AUGUCGUUUCUGAAAGUAUCUGGGACGAAGCUUGUGGAUGAGCAAGGGAACGAGGUGAUCUUGAGAGGUGCUGGGCUUGGGGGGUGGAUGAACAUGGAGAAUUUCAUCACAGGCUUCCCCGGAUGCGAAUACCAAAUCCGAGAAGCGCUCGCAGAAACAAUCGGCGCUGAGAAAUCAGAGUUCUUCUUCGACAAGUUCCUGGAAUACUUCUUCGAAGAUGCGGAUGCUGCAUUCUUUAAAAGUCUCGGGCUCAACUGCAUCCGGCUCCCCUUCAACUACCGCCAUUUCGAAGACGAUAUGAACCCGCGCGUGCUCAAAGAAUCGGGGUUCAAGCACUUGGACCGCGUCAUUGACAUAUGCGCGCGGCAUGGGAUAUAUACGAUCCUCGAUCUGCACACUGCGCCGGGCGGGCAGAACACGGAUUGGCACGCGGACCACGGCGGACACAUCGCGAACUUCUGGAACCACAAAGACUUCCAAGACCGCACCAUCUGGCUCUGGGGCCACCUCGCCGCGCACUACGCCUCCAACCCCUGGGUCGCAGGCUACAACCCGCUCAACGAGCCCACCUGCCCCCCGCCGCACACGCACCGCCUCAUCGCCUUCUACCGCUCCAUCCACACCACCAUCCGCUCCAAUGACGCGCGGCACACGAUCUUUUUCGACGGGAACACCUUCGCGUCCGAUUUCACUGCGUUCGAAGAGGCGAAUGUGCAUGUUGAAUGGGACAAUACUGCCUAUUCGAUCCAUGAUUAUUCGCCUUUCGGAUUUCCUGUUAGUGAGGGGAAGGGGAAUGAGGUGUAUAGGGGGAGUGAAGAGCAGAAAAGGAGGAUGAGGAGGGGGUAUGAGCGGAAGAGGGAGUGGAUGGAUAGGAGGGGCCUGUGUGUGUGGAAUGGCGAGUGGGGGCCGGUGUAUGCGCGCGAGGCGUUUGAGGGGGGCGAUGUGGAGGAGGUUAAUAGAGUCCGCUAUCGGGUUCUGCAGGACCAGUUGGAGAUUUAUAAUAAGGACCGACUCAGCUGGUCGAUCUGGCUAUACAAAGACAUCGGCUUCCAAGGGAUGGUGCACCUCCCCCCCUCAACACCCUACACAACCCUCUUCUCCUCCUUCCUCCUCAAAAAGCACACGCUCGCAAUCGACGCCUGGGGCUCAUCCUGGUCGUCCUCGCCCCUCCUCCGGGGCAUCUACGACCCGCUGAUCCAGCACAUCAAGGAUCAUGUCCCGGAGGAGUAUAGGAAUUUGUAUCCGCACCCUGUGUGGAAGCUUGAGGAUCGAGUGGGGAGGCUGAGCCGGAAUGUGCUUGUUAGUGAGUUUUUGGUGAGAGAGUGGGCGGAGCAUUUUAGGGGGAUGGAUGAGGGGAGACUUGAUGAGAUUGCGAAGAGCUUCAAGUUUGAGUUUUGUGUGAAGAGGGAGGAGUUGAAUGAGAUUUUGAGGAGGAAUGCGAAGCUUGUUGGGUGA